This is a messenger RNA of Octopus sinensis (East Asian common octopus), 4567 nucleotides long. RefSeq names its product cyclin-F-like. Gene Ontology annotation, biological process: regulation of cyclin-dependent protein serine/threonine kinase activity; mitotic cell cycle phase transition. The transcript has 15 exons. Gene Ontology annotation, cellular component: cyclin-dependent protein kinase holoenzyme complex; cytoplasm; nucleus. The record is from RefSeq and is a predicted model, not a curated record. Lineage: Eukaryota; Metazoa; Mollusca; Cephalopoda; Octopoda; Octopodidae. Gene Ontology annotation, molecular function: protein binding; cyclin-dependent protein serine/threonine kinase regulator activity. The coding region runs from base 169 to 2511 and encodes 780 amino acids.
GAAAUUAUUGCAGUGUGUGGUUUGAGUAAAGUAGGAGUGGAAAGUGUAAGAAGAGGUCGGAGAGAAGUAAUUGGUUUUGUAGGGAGAAGUGUGAGGAGAGCUUGAGACAUCGCAAGGCCUAAGGCCGGGUGUCAACUAUUUUUUAAGGGAGUUUCCAAAUUUGAAACUAUGAAAGUGAUACGAAGUUUAAGCAGCCUUCAAAAGGGAUCAGAGAGUGCUUUUAUACCCAUCCACGUGACAGCAACAGGACCUCGGACCCGAAGCAGGGUCACUAUUUGGAAUCUUCCUGAAGAAAUUCUUAUAUUACUGCUGAAAGAACUUCAUAUUAAAGAAUUAUUAAAUAUGAGAGCUGUUCAUCCUUAUUUCCGAAAUCUCAUUGAUAACAGUUUGUCUAUAUGGUCUGUUGUUAAUUUCCAAGAUUCCUGGCCAUCAGCAAAUAAUAUCAAGCAUUUUGAGAAUGCUGCCAGUCAGUGUAACGUUGAAGCUUUGGUGAAAUUAGCUCUGGCGCAUCUUUAUAAUGAAGGAUUACCUGGUGAUAAAGAAAAUAAACAAAUAACACAUAAUGGCUUUGUUGCUGCUGAGAUGUUUUGUAAAGUGGAAAGGUUAUGUUCAGGUUCUGAUCCCUUCUGUUGGCUGUUCAUUCGCCCUCCAUGGUCUCUAAAUGGUGCAUGCUGCAAAGAAUGUGUUUUCACCUACCUCCGGAUCUAUUUACGUAAGGUGGUUGAUCCUAAAAUACAGAUCUGUGUUGUAAAGACUAUAAUGCUGCUGGGAGAAGAAGGAGGUCAACAGGAAACAAUGUCAUUGCUGGAAGAAGCGAAGGAACAAGGAUCUGCUGCAGCCUCUUUCAUGCUAUGGGAGAAGAAAUAUAUAAACAAUCAAAAUUUGGAGCCUUCUGAGGAACUAGAAAGCAUCAGAGAACUACGUGAUAUUGCCAGUAGUGGGAAUUUAAAUGCUCAACUCACCCUUUGCCAUUACUACGCUUCAUCAAAGUUUGGUGGUCUUCAUCAAACCCAAGCUGCUGCUUUCAUACGGGAUUUUGUGCACUCCUCAAAAUCUUCCUCAAUUCAAAAGAUAUUCCGAUGCAAUCAUGAACUUACACCAAAUAUGAGGUACAUCUUGGUUGAUUGGCUUGUGGAAGUUGCUGAAAUGAAAGAAUUGUCUAGUCAGACUUUGCAUGCCUCCAUUGCUUUGAUGGAUCGAUAUUUAAAAAUCCACCCAACUUCCAGAGGGAUCUUGCAGCUUCUUGGUGUGGUGUCAAUGUUAGUUUGUUCAAGAUAUUUAGGUAAAGAUAUAAUUACAAUUCGUGAAGCAGCUUGGUUAACUGAUAACACAUACAAAUAUGAAGAUGUUGUGAAAAUGAUGGGGGAAAUUGUAGCCACCUUAAAAGGCAGUAUCAGGAGACCAACAAGUCUUGACUUUGCAGCAAUAUUUUGUUUGUUAGAUGAGGUGGAUUCAGUCAGUCAUAAUUUGGUCAAUUACAUCUGUGAACUCUGUUUACUCCAUUCAGAGUUGGGUCAAUACUCAGCUGCAGAGAUGGCAGCAAGUGCUUUCAUUCUGUCUCGCAUCAUAUUAAAGUCUGAUCUCCUAUGGCCAGAAAAAAUGGUACUGUUUACUGGAGUUUGUCUUCGGGAUCUUAGUGCUUGUGUUAUACACAUACAUAGAAAGUGUUUUUUUGAGGGUGUUGUUAUUGACCAUCGGGAUGUUGUCUUGCAAGCUGUCAAACUACGAUAUAGUAAUGAAAAUUUUGAUAAAGUUAGUGAUAGAACGAUACCACACUAUGGCGAUGUUUGUUCUCGCCUUGGCAUGGCCAGCCAGCAGCAGAUCAGUGAUCCAAAUCAUCGGCGUAAAUGUAAGAACACUAAGGAUUUAAUAAUGUCACCAUCUCGGAAAAAAGCUAUCAAAAGAUCAAUCAGUGAGAAAGAUUUCUUUGGUGUUCCAACAACAUCCAAUGGUAACAACUCAACUCAAAUCCAGCUAUCUCCAUCUUUGCUCAAUGAAUCAGUAUUAUCCGGUUAUGAGGGGGACGAGGAAGAUUCUGUGAUAGACAAUGAUCUGGAACAUAAACCUAUGGAUGUCCCAUCCACUUGUUCCUGUGAUCCUGCUGACUGUGGUGUUGGUGGUAUGACAGCUGCUCCAGUCCGUUAUCAGGGUCGAUCUUAUAUUGUCUUUACAAGAUCGGCAACUUCUAGUUCUACCACUGCUGCAAGUUCUCAUGUGGAUUCACUACCAAAUGGAAGCUCCGACAAUAGCAAUGCACGCCAGGGGUCACCUUGUAGUCAGCCAGAUGGCUGUAAUCUCUGCCAUUUACUUGACAUCCGAUCUCAGGCAAGAACUGUUUAUGAUUCUGGGACCGAAGAGGACUCUGAUGUUGAAGACGACAAUGCCAAGUUCAAUCCUGCUUUUAUGCGGACAAGAUCUCGUGUGCGACCACACUGUGUUGUUGGCAGUAGCUUCAAAAGAAAGUGUAAAACUCAAAUUGGUAGUGCUUCAAAAACUUUUGUCAUUCCAUAGCUGACUGUUUUCAGGAAUGUUUCAUUGUUUAUGAUGGUGAUGAUCAUGAUUAUUGUAUGCAUGUGUGUAUAUAUAGACAAAUGUGUGUGUGUGAAUAUUUAUCUGAAGCAGUUUUAGAUAAAUACACAGCUGGUGAAUUUUGGCCUGAUUAAUAGGGGGACAUUAUUUUUUCUGUAUUAAGUGGCAAAAAAUAGCAUUUGCUGAGUCUGUAAAAUUGUGACUUAUUUUUGUGCUCAAGUAUAUUAGUGUUUGAUGUUAUCAACAAUGAUUUAUGUUGGAAGACUACAUUAUUAAAAAAAAAAAAAGAUGUGUAGGUCUUUGGUAAUGACAUUUUUCACUACAGCAAAGAUGAUAGAUAAAAUAUAAAAAAUUUAUUGGUGAUGGAAGCAGUACUGAUACCAAAAGGUCAUUUUUACCUCUAACUUAAUAUGGGUGACUUAUUAGAACACCAAAUACUGUAUUGUUAGCUUUGAGAGAUUCUCUCAUAUAGAAGCUUGGUGCAUAAGAGUACACACACACACAGAUCAUAGCAAAGGAAAUUUGUCUGUCAUGGGUGCUGGAAUUCCCAUAUCACAUUCUGAUUUAUUGGACCUUGUCAGUGGUAAGCACCGGUCACUGCAUGCCAGUCAAGUCUUGCUGCCAUUAUAUGUUUGCAUCUUUUAAUGUGUAUGCUUUUAUACACAAAGCACCUAUACAAGAGGAUUUCUUAAGGUUAGUGACACAGUAUUCAGUGUUCUAUCAAGACAUCCUUGUAAAAUUGGAUAGAAAGAUAUUAAUUUAUCACUUAUUUCCAAACUGAUGAGCAGCCAAGUAAGAAGUGGGCUUUCAACAGAUAGUUUACACCUAUUUGAUUCUUUGUGAUCUCCAUUUCACCUAAGUUGCAUUGUUGAUACAGUGUAAAUAAUCAAACUCUACAGCUGUGUAUUUAAAACUUGCUUGAAGGGAAGUUUUCAGUUUCUCUCUCUCUCAUGUAUAUAUAUAUAUAUAUAUAUUACGUAUUUAGAGAGAGAGAGAGAGAGAGAAUCAUGUUCAAAGACAUAACCACUCUCCUGCUCACACUUUCUUUCAUCACAUUAUUGCUCAAUAUAAAGUGGUGGGUUGUAAAUUUGAAAGUUGAAAUUUGUUCCAUGAAAUCUUUGUUUAAACUUUUUGUGGUUAGUGUCACAGAGCAAGAGAUCAAUAAACUGAGUCCAUAAGCUGGUUUCUAUUCUUUGCUGAGGUAAAUUCACCUCAACUAUACCUCUUGAGGAAGUUAUGAAUGCCAAAUUCUUUCAUUACUCAUCUCAUAAAUUUCAUUGUCUUGCAGUGAGAGGUCAAUUAUAAACUUUCAUUCUUUGAAACUUUGUCUGUCUUAGAAUUGCAGUAAUUUUUUACUCCAAAAUUGGAAAAUUUUGUUAAAGCAAUCUAUUAGAAUGUUUCAUAGUUUUAGGUUUAGUCUACUUAUGUAUGCAGUGGAUGGAUAAGCUUCAUAUUUCUUUAUAUUUCGGAAUGUGUGUGGGCAUGAGAGAUUGAAGCUAUAUAGAAGUUUGUAAAAAAAAAAUAAUUUUAUUUAUUACCUUCAGACUACGUGCUAGCUGUGUGAUGUUCUAUCCAUGCCGACUCUGGCAGAUAAUGUUUAAACUAGUCUCUUCAGAACAAUAUAACAUUCAAAUUGACAUUUCUCACUUGGUACCACAUUCUACAUUCUGUUGUUUUAUUAGCAUUCAAAAGUUGAGCUCAUUCCUAACAUUACAUAAUUUACCAUUUGAUAUGAAAUACAUGGAAGUUUUAUUUUUCAAGUACACCUUUUGGUUCCUGUUGUAAUAAAGACUAUCAACUUCUGAUUGAAAUUCUUUAAGUGGUCUGAGGAAAUUGAAAAAGGAUUACAAAAUGUAUUAUUUGUGGGUGUUUCAUCUGUAUUACAAUUUAAACAACAUUGCUACCUUCAAAUUGUCAUCAUAACGGAAGUGUGAUUUGGGGUGAUUGUCGUAUCUACUCAUUACCUAAGCAAUCAUGUGUUUAUAUUUGUGUAAACAAGUUCAAAUAUUAAAUUGUUGCCAAUAUCAUACUUCCCGAG